UGUUAUUUAUUUAUUGUAUUGUUAAAUUGGUGCAUGUUAUUUAAUUAAAUUGUUAAAAUGAUUUAAAAAUUAAUAGUUACAAAAGUGUUUACCCGACUUUCUACCCGAUUAAUCGGGUAGGAAGUCGGGUAGGAAUACCACACUUGAUUGGGUAGAUUAGGCCAAAAAAAAAUUCUUUCACAAAAUAUCGGGUAGGAAUACAGAAGAGCAUAUUUUCUACCGGUAGAGUAGGGUGAACACCCCUAUAUCUGACUUUCUCAAUUUCACGUAAGUUCUUUUUCUCUCUCCAACCCUUCCUCGAAAUAAGGGUUUGUUUAUCGAGCUCAUUUCCUCCUUUCCAGGGUUUGUUUAUUUGUUAUAUGAUACACAUAUCUUAAUUUGCUCUCACUUAUCUAUAUCUAUAGUAUCUGAUUAGUCUUUAAUUUGUUUGAUCUGGAUAAUUGAAAGUCGUGGGUGUUUUUAUCCUCUUUUGGCUGGGUAUGUUCUUGUUUGUAUUAUUGGUUAACUAGAUUUGAUGUUUUGGGGAAUUUGUGACCUUGAAAUGUCCUUUUUUUUUUUAAUUAUUUAUCCUUUUUAAUCUCGAUGUUCUUGUUUGUUAUAUUAAUCGAUUUUGAUGAUCAUUGUAAAUAUUGCCUAUCAAAUGUUUGGGCUGAUGUGUGCUGCCAAGACGACCCUGGAUUCAUUUUAGCUAGUUUAGAAUAUGCACCCACACACAUGAUCAUCAGUAAUCAGUAAGCUUGGUUCGUUAUAUGACACCCACACACACAUCUAGAAGUUAAAUAUACACUCACUUCUCUAUAUUUAUAGUAUCUGUUUAAUAUUUGAUUUGUUUGAUGUGGUUGAUCUGGAUAAUCGAAAGUCGUGGGCAUUAUUCUCAUUUGGUCGAUUGUUUGGUUUAUUUAUUGAUAAGAUGUAAUUUAUUGGGACAUUUGGGAUCUUGAUAAGUCCUUUUUCCUUCAUUUUUUACCUUGAUUAUCUUGUUUGUUAUAGUAAUGACAUUGCUUGUCUAAUAUUUGAGCUCGUGCUUUGCCAAGCUGAGCCUGGAUUCAUAUUUUUUGGCUUUGAAUUCCUGUAAAGAUCAGAUUCAAGCUGGUUUAGAUUUAUGAGUUUUGAUUGAGCUAGGUUGGGUCCGUCAAUAAUUUAACAAGCAUGAAUUAAUUUGUAGGCGUAGAUAAAUGAUAUAUAGGUAAAAGUUUGGGCUAUCAAGCAUGAGUUGGGACUUGAGUCAAGAAGAAUCUGCUUUGCUCAAAUAAACUAGAUGUUGGGUCUGUACCCUGCCCACCCUUCCCAACACAUGACUUUUUUAUACCAAGAAAUGCAUAUUAAACCACAGUACAAGAGUAUGCGAGUUUGUAUCUUUGCAUGUGUGUUGAUAAUCCGAUUUAAAAGUGUAAAAAUAUACGUAAGAAAAUUUGAAUGAAAAAUGGCUAGAGAAUCUCGAGCACUGGCUCACCAUUUGUUUUAACUUAGAAUAAAAGAAGCUAAGAAGGAUGUUGCCUUCUAGCUAAAAUCGAGGCUUCACAAAGAGGCACACAUUCAAUUAGGCAUCACAUACGUACUUGUGUUAAUACUCAAUGAAUAGUGAUAGGGAUCAAGACUUUUUCCAAGAACAUGUGCUUGGAAGAGGAGUAUGAAGGAAAACCUCCAUAUGGGCUCCACCAAUUAACCAUCAAGUCUCGCACUCAAUGUCAUGUGACCAGGGCCUAUAAUUAGAUGGGGUUAUAUGAACACGUAUUAUUGUGGCCCCUAUGAGCUGGGAAAUUCAGACUUCACACAAUCAGAAAGGGUACAACACUAGAUAUUUUCUGUAUAGUGUGAGUUUCGCUUCUAUAUAAACAAGUCUUUGAUAGUUUCUAAAUUGUGUUACUUUUGCUUCUAUAUAAACAAGCUUUUGCCAUACAUUCAAGGUAUGUUGAGGAGUAAAACUUUCUGUAUAUUUCUACUUCUUUUGAUGGUGACACUCCGUUGAAAUCUUAUAGCUGAGACUCCUAGAUGGCCAUAGUGAGAGACUGUGUUUUUAUUCUCUUUUCCUUCUAGUUCUUCUGUUCUAUUUACUGUGAGGGAUCAGAUCCAAAUUACCCCUUCAGCCUUGAUGUUGAGCACUAUUUCUUGUCUGUGAAUCUAAUUCCAUCCUCCACUACCGCUACAGCCGUAUCCAUUGAUUUUCUAUUGCUGUCUAGAAAUUCCUGCUACCCAUAAGGAUCAGGUUCACACGAAAAUUAAACGUCAUCUAAUUAAACCUAGUCUGUUCUUAAACCCAAUUCUGACCAUUUUACAACUAAGGCCCUAGCACGUAGUAUUGAUUACAGGACAGCCUUAAUUCCUUUGUUUUAGGUUUUGUCCGCCUUAAAUAGUUCAGAUAUUGUUUGGGGAAAAAUCGUGUAGCCCGAAAGACCUGCUCAAAUAAAGGUAAAAGGCACGCUUGAUUGUCCUAAUAGAGCAUGGAUAUCUGCAUUUGUGAGCUGUAAAACAGAUAAAAGGGAUUUGGUCUUUCAGACUGCCCCAUAAAUCACCACAUGCGAUUCCCAUACAAAGCAUUCAUUAACAUGCGAAAUCUCCAAAAUUAUUUCUCCCGUCCCAUCAUCCCAUGAAGCAAUGCUCAUAAUCGUGUUAAAAUUUAGCUGUCUACUGAUAGGAGACAUAGUCCAAUUUUGUUGUUUAUGCGUAGAUUGUUGUAUUUGAUUAUGAUCUAUUAUGGACAUUUCUGGAAUAUAGAAGAGAGUAAGUUAUCUUAAAUUUUGCACUCUCAACUCCUACUUUUGUGGCUAUUUAUCCGUAUGGACCACAUGUCGAAAUGAUUAAACUUAUAAAAACUACAAUGUGCAUGGAGGAAAUGAUGCACAAGAGAAUCUAUGCGUGUAGGAAAACAUGCGCAUGAUAGAUCUCUUCAAUUAAGUUUGCAGAUGCUAUUUUUUCACAAAUUCCUAUGUUUGUUUCCCUUAUUAUUUAGAUUAGCUCAAAAGAUAGUGUGAGACUUCAAGGCUCAGCUGUUAAUCUUCUGAUGGUGACUCUGUAGCCUGAAAGAUUGAUAAAAAUGGCUUAGUUCAUAGGCUGAUAUUUGAUGAAGUUCUGUGAUCUGUGUGUUUCAUAUUUUUAAUUUCCAAAACAUAAUGAAGCCGACAGAUCUUUGCCAAAGAUCAUAAUUUGCAUGUGAGCUUUCUGUUGUUUAGACAUGUGGGAAUUUCAAUGGAAGCAAUCCAAAUAUUGUAGCCAAAGAAGCAUAGUGCCUACAGAAACUGAUUAGAAGAAAUAUAAACAUAUAAGUUUGUGAUGUAUGAUAAAUUUCUGCAUGUUUCUUUGAGUUGGAAAGUUAUUGUCGAGUUUUUCAGUGAACGUGGAGUUUUGAGAGCGUGUAGUGGUCUUGUUCUGGUCUUCUUGGAAACUCACUUAGAAUUAGAGGAGACAACUGCAACAUUUUGAUACCAAUACACGUGUUAAUGUAUUGAUCCACUAGAUGAUAUGGUGGAAGAGUUCCAUGUUCCCUAAACUGUAUCAGUGAUGCAAUGUAUUGUAUUUUUUUUUUGACCCUAUUAGAAGCCAUUAAUGCCGGACACUAUAUUAUCGUGUAAUGGUUUUAUUUGGUGACAUCCAAGUGGUUUUAAUUGAGACUGUAUUUCGCACAACAGAAGCAGUACUCAGUUCAAGGAAAGCUUAAGAUUGCUUAUUCAAAAUGUUCUGCGUCGAAGUGGUUAGUUCAUUUUGUAGUAUAUAUGUUGUCAAAGUAUGACAUCCAGGGCAUAGAAAUAAGUCGGCAUCAAAUGGGACUGUUAUUAAGCUGUGCGUUCUGCUGCAGAUGUACUAAUGUGCACACACACAUUUGUCAUAAGAUGCUUAAGGCUUAUAUUUCUGACUGGUACAGGAUGUCAGAAACACCCUUCAGGCCGAGAGAAAAGCUCAUUGAGAAGCAGAAAUAUUUUCAGAGCAUCCACAAGCACACAUAUCUGAAAGGCCCUCUUGAUAAGGUGACUUCAGUUGCCAUACCUGCUGCCUUGGCAGCUACAUCGUUAUAUAUGAUUGCACGAGGGAUCUAUAAUUUGUCGCAUGGGAUUGGGAAGAAAGAAUGA
Ilex paraguariensis (yerba mate) is the source of this 4064-nucleotide messenger RNA. NCBI's taxonomy places the organism in Eukaryota, Viridiplantae, Streptophyta, Magnoliopsida, Aquifoliales, Aquifoliaceae. The record is from the annotation of a GenBank genome assembly.